UGGUCCCGAUCUCUAGCCACCUGCUUCUCUGGGAUCGAUUCACUGGCCUGUUGAUGGACAGGCUGCUGCUUUCGCUCGCCUAGUCGCUUCCAGUGGUACCUUUCAUUUGCAAGAGCUGGUUGGACGGCAAUAGUCAUACUUUUUACGAGUCGUGCAGUGAUUUAAUAUAGCCAUGUCUGAAGAAGCUGAAGGAACAAUGACUUCAGAAGAACAGCAAGAAAUGGAGGACAAAGUAAUCAGUCCAGAGAAAGCAGAGGAGGCCAGACUGAAGGCCAGGUAUCCUAACCUUGGAGGCUCCGACUUUCUCAGGAAACGACUGCAGAAGGGGCAAAAGUAUUUUGACUCUGGUGACUACAACAUGGCCAAGGCAAAAAUGAAGAAUAAACAGUUGCCAUCAGCCCCAACAGAGAAGACUGAAAUCACAGGGGGACACAUCCCAACACCUCAGGACCUGCCUCAAAGAAAGACUUCAAUUGUGGCCAGCAAACUAGCUGGUUGAUAGUUUUGAAUUUACUGUUUUGUUAACCAUUCUAACCCCCACUUCACAUUUACCUGUUCACAGUUUAUUUUUCAAUUUUGUAUGUGUUCUUUGAAAAUAAGUUAUAUAGCAAGCAAAAUACUUGAAAGAAUGAGGAACUGUCAGACAAGUGUCACUGAGUUCAGUCUAGGCCAAGUAGUAGCUGAAAAUGUUUCUCAAAUCAUAAUUACUCAGUAGUGAUAGAUUUUUGAAUAUGAUUUCACUCCUAUAAUAUGAAUGAAUGUUACUGCAGUUUUUUUUUUUUGACAGAACAUUUUCACUUUUAAAGAUGUAUACCUCCACACAGUAGCUGAUGAGCCUGUUCAGAGGCUGUUUUAAUCACCCUGUUACUCAAAGUCAAAAAUACCUAUGGUGAGUUAUGACCACAGACAGACGAUAUUAGCAGUUUGCACUGAUGUAUGUGUGAAGUAAAAGUCUAAUUUGCAGUUACGCAUUUCAGUUUUGAACAUAUGUUCAUAUGGAGGCAUGUCUGUUUAAAUAGUGAAAAGUGAAGUAAUCCUGCUUGUUUCCCAUCAUCACUAAUUGAUUGUGUUCCUUCCCUUUUUGUGAAGCUAUUUAACUCGAUGCUUUCAAAGUACUGAAGAUUAGGUCAUACACACUUUGUAGCCAGUUGUAUUUUAAUUCAUUUUAGUGACAUUGGUUUGCUUAUACUUGCUGACGGUCUCCAUUUCAUCCCAAACUCUAAAAUGGCCUUGAAGAUAAUGAGAGUGGCAUGAUGGAAGCUAUGGUUAGUGCUGUUGCCUCACAGCAAGAAAGUUACAGGUUCAAGCCCCUUUCUGUGUGGAGUUUUCAUGUUCUCCUUGCAUGGGUUGUCUCUGGGUACUCCAGCUUCUGCUCACGUCUUAAGACAUGCAGCAUAAGUUGAUUGGCAAUUCUAAAUUGCCCGUAGGAGUGUUUAUGUGUGGUCGUCUGUCAGCCCUGCAAUAGACUCAUGACCUGUCCAGGGAGUACCCUGCCUUGUGCCCAAUGUCAACUGGGAUUUGCUCCAGCAACAACCUCCCCCCCCCCCCCCCGUAUAUAUAUAGUGGAUGGAUGUUCCUUUUGAGCAAUAUUUGCUCCCUCAGUAAGAAACUUAUUUGUGAAUCUUGCCUGAAAUGUCUUGAUUCCAGUCAGAAUUAGGAAGAAACUCCCUUGUGGACUUUGGAGUGUGCAUGUGCAAGUACUGUGCAGUCACACUGUGCCAUUUGUUCUGUAAAUAAAAUAGUUUUGCAUAAUA
Molecule: messenger RNA, 1754 nt
Organism: Monopterus albus (swamp eel)
Lineage: Eukaryota; Metazoa; Chordata; Actinopteri; Synbranchiformes; Synbranchidae
Product: cAMP-regulated phosphoprotein 19-like
Exons: 3
Coding region: 173-499 (108 amino acids)
Cellular component (GO): cytoplasm
Molecular function (GO): protein phosphatase inhibitor activity
Source: RefSeq, a predicted model, not a curated record